Prosopis cineraria is the source of this 2230-nucleotide messenger RNA. Its product is annotated as probable beta-1,4-xylosyltransferase IRX9H. Gene Ontology annotation, biological process: plant-type secondary cell wall biogenesis; glucuronoxylan biosynthetic process. Gene Ontology annotation, molecular function: xylosyltransferase activity; galactosylgalactosylxylosylprotein 3-beta-glucuronosyltransferase activity. Lineage: Eukaryota; Viridiplantae; Streptophyta; Magnoliopsida; Fabales; Fabaceae. The transcript is spliced from 4 exons. The record is from RefSeq and is a predicted model, not a curated record. Bases 396 to 1634 code for a protein of 412 amino acids. Gene Ontology annotation, cellular component: Golgi membrane.
CCCAUCGCCAAUCUCAGAGCUCUUCCGCUCCCUGCCUUGUUACCUUCUCUCAAUCCUCCGCCUCCUUCACUCUUCACCUUUCAGCAGCUAACCCCAAAUUCUUCCCUGCCUACUUCUCUACAGCUCUCACCCACUCUUCUCCUGGCGAGCUCUUCUUCUGCACGCUUCCUCAAUUUGAUUCCUCUUGAUUUCUCCUCUGAAUCCCUUGUCUUCUUGGGUUUUCGAGUGGAUCCUCGUUCAGAUCUUUGUUAGAUGUAUCUUUCCAUCAUUUUUUUUUUGGAUGUCCGGGUUUGAUCUCUGUCGCGGAAUCGCCUUUUCACGAGUCCAGCAUGUAAUUCGAGUUGGCCUAGUAAUGGGUGACUCGUUAGUUCUGUAAUUUGUUCGAGGAUUAGUUGAUGGCGUCGUUCCGACGGACUUUGUCGCCUGCACACCACGAUCGGCAGUACCAAAACGGUGUUGGCUCGUUUCCAGUUUCCUCUCCUCACCACAAGUUCUCUCCUAGUGCCAAGUAUGCUUCGCCAUUACCAGUGUUGGUUGCGUACGUAGCCAGAUUGCGGAGGUUUCUUGCCGGGUUUGUUAUGCGGCGGUAUGCUCGGAAGGGGCAAUGGAGAAGAGCAUUGCUUAGCUGUUUGAUCUUUUUCUUCUUAGGUUUCUUGUGGGGUAUGUUUCCCAUCGGUCACGUUGUUGAUGACAUUCACCGUCAGGAUGUCUCAUUUGAGAUCAAGCCGCGGCGCGCAAAUGCAGAAUUAGUCCCUGAGGAUCGUACUUUGAAGCAUGAUGAGGCUUUUGUGAUUAAUCCAGUGAGUAUGAGUGUCGAUAAGCAAAUUGCUACCGAUGAUGCUCUCGAUUUUGUGCCGAGGAAGCAAUUGAUUGCGGUGACUCCCACGUAUAAUCGGGCGCUUCAGGCCUACUUUUUAAACAGGCUAAGUCACGUGCUCAGGCUCGUACCUCCCCCAGUUCUGUGGAUUGUAGUGGAAACGAAUUCAGCUUCUAUGGAAACUGCUGACAUACUGAGGAGAACUGGUGUGAUGUAUAGGCACUUGGUUUGCACUAAGAACUCCACAAAUGUGAAGGACAGAGGAGUUCAUCAAAGGAAUACGGCGUUGGAGCACAUUGAGCGCCAUAGACUAGAUGGGAUUGUCUACUUCGCAGAUGACGAUAAUAUAUAUUCUCUUGAGUUGUUUGAGACCUUGAGAAACAUAAGACGCUUUGGUACUUGGCCUGUUGCCAUGCUUGCACAAAGCAAAAACAAGGCCAUCUUGGAGGGUCCAGUAUGCAAUGCAAGUCAAGUGAUUGGUUGGCAUACAAAUGAGAAAAGUAAAAGAGUUCGUAGGUUUCAUGUUGAUAUGUCAGGAUUUGCUUUUAACAGCACAAUCUUGUGGGAUUCUAAAAGAUGGCAGCGUCCUACGUCAAAUCCUAUUCGCCAAUUAGAUGCAGUGAAGGAGGGUUUUCAAUUUUUGCAGGAGACCACCUUCAUAGAACAAUUGGUGGAAGAUGAGAGUCAAAUGGAAGGUUCACCUACUGGUUGUUGCAAAAUAAUGAAUUGGCAUCUCCAUUUGGAUGCUCGUAAUGCAAAUUAUCCCAAGGGUUGGCUACUUCAGAAAAAUCUAGAUGCUGUCAUCUCUGUCAAGUAAUCCCCCUGUGAUUCAAUUAUGGGCAUUUGGUAGUUUACCUGUAAUUCAUUUCGGUCCAUCUCUGGAUAGAUGCUACAAUUUUAGAACAGUGGCUUUGCUGCGUUUUGUUCCCUGGCAAAGAUUAGACAGGUUAUAUUGUUUCCAGAACAGGACAAUAUUCACUUUCAGAAUCAAUUUUUGUUCUUGUAAAAAACGUUACUAUUAUUUAUUGAUAGAGGAAAAAAGAAGGUUCCGUAGAGCACAGAAAGCGGAGUAUUGAUCAUGUUUGCAUCAAGGUUCGUACACACACUGUUGGAUAGCACUGCUGGUGGCAAAUUGAAUGUUUGACAAAACUGUUUACAACUGACGGCUUGUAUCAAAAUUGGGGAGGCUUGUAACAAAACUGCACAAAUUUAGUUUCGAUGAUCCUCUCCCCAUCUUUUUAGGUCUAUUUUAAGUUUAUAAAGAACUCGGGAUUCUUUUGAAGUUACCCAAUUUGUGUAGCUUUGGUGAACAAUACACAAACAUGUUAAAAAGCAUAUAAGGUUUUGCAUCAUUACCAACUAUCAUGUAACUGCAGUGAUGAUUAUGAUCUCAUGACCAUUUAACAUUUUUCA